AUGGAUCAGGGAAUAAUUGCUAUCUUCAAGCGUUACUAUAUGAAGCGUACGCUGCGGCAAGCAAGAAAUGCAACAGAUCUUGAUGAGUCCAUCACACUUCGUGACUGUUGGAAGAAAUACGAUGUCAACAAGGCUGUGCAGAACAUAGCGGUGGCAUGGAAUGAUGUACAGAGAACGGCUAUGAAUGGUGUAUGGAAGAAGCUAUGCCCACAAUUCAUGAAUGAUUUUAAGGGGUUUGAUAAUGUUGCCAUCAACAAAACAUUGGUGACAACGAGCAAAGAACUAGAAAUGGAUUUGGAAGUGGGGGAUUUCACAGAUUUAUUUGAAAAAUACAAGCAGCCCAUAACGAACGAGUAUUUUAUAGAGUUUCAUGUGCAGCAAAAUAAAGAAGUCGAACCUGAGCCACGUCAGUUUACCAUUAAGAAAAUGCAGCAAGCAUUUGCAUAUAUCGAAAAAGGUCUUUCUAUGUUCGAAGAUAUGGAUCCAAAUGCUCAACGCUUUUCUAAGAUUGUGGGGGCUUGUCAUGAAGCUUUUACUCCUUAUAAUGUAAUCCUUGAGGAAAAGAAAACAGUUCAAGGAACUCUGAACCGGUUUUUUAAGCGCAUCGAACGAGAACAGCCGGAGUCAGCUGUUGAUGUUGACGAUCCACAGCCAUCUCCAUCCGCGAUGUAA
Messenger RNA from Octopus bimaculoides (California two-spot octopus), 672 nucleotides. Its product is annotated as tigger transposable element-derived protein 1-like. Lineage: Eukaryota; Metazoa; Mollusca; Cephalopoda; Octopoda; Octopodidae. The record is from RefSeq and is a predicted model, not a curated record.